This is a messenger RNA of Anopheles marshallii, 4881 nucleotides long. It is a transcript of the gene LanB2, whose product is annotated as laminin subunit gamma-1. The record is from RefSeq and is a predicted model, not a curated record. The transcript has 9 exons. NCBI's taxonomy places the organism in Eukaryota, Metazoa, Arthropoda, Insecta, Diptera, Culicidae. Bases 1 to 4881 code for a protein of 1626 amino acids.
AUGACGCUAAGUGUGAGAGGUGAAUCGCGAACCUGGUCGGCUCUAGUGACAGCAACGGCACUGCUGCUAGUAUUAACGACGACAAGUGCUAACGAAAACACACACUACCUGCCCCCGCUGGAAUGUGUCGAUCCUUACGGCAGACCGCAGCGUUGUAUUCCUGAGUUCGAAAAUGCGGCCUACCAGCUACAUGUGGAAGCGACCAACACGUGCGGAGACGAGGUCGAUACGGAUUUCUGCGUGCAGACGGGCUACUCCAACCGGAAGAGCUGCGACGUGUGCCAUGCGGGGCAACAUUCGCCCCACUUUCUCACGGAUUUGCAUGAUCCCAACAAUCCGACCUGGUGGCAAUCGGAAACCAUGUUCGAAGCCGUCCAGUACCCGAACCAGGUGAACCUGACGAUGCGGUUGGGCAAAUCGUUCGACAUCACGUACAUCCGCAUCGUGUUCCAUUCGCCGCGGCCAGAAUCGUUCGCGAUCUACAAGCGUGUCACACCGAAUGGACCGUGGAUCCCGUACCAGUACUACAGUGCGACCUGUCGCGAUACGUACGGGCUGCCGGAUUCCAUUUCCGUCAUGAACGGUGAGGAUGAGUCGCGUGCGCUCUGUACCAGCGAGUACAGUGACAUUUCCCCACUGCGGGACGGCAACAUCGCGUUCUCGUCACUCGAGGGCCGACCCUCGGCCAUCAACUUCGAGCACCAUCUGGAGCUGCAACAGUGGGUGACGGCCACCGACAUCCGGAUUACGCUGGACCGAUUGAACACGUUCGGCGACGAGGUGUUUGGCGAUUCACAGGUACUGAAGUCGUACUUCUACGCCAUUACCGACAUUGCGGUCGGUGCGCGCUGUAAGUGUAAUGGGCACGCAAGCGAAUGUACCACCAGCACCGGGCUGGACGGUCAGCGGACGCGCGUGUGCAAGUGCAUGCACUUCACGGACGGACCCGACUGUGACCGCUGUUUGCCGUUCUACAACGAUGCACCGUGGGGACGAGCGACAUCCAAAAAUGUGCACGAGUGCAAACCAUGUAACUGCAACGGCUACUCUACGAAAUGUUUCUUCGAUCGACACCUGUACAAUCUGACCGGGCACGGUGGCCACUGCAUCGACUGUGGAGCGAAUCGCGAUGGCCCGAACUGCGAGCGUUGUAAGGAGAACUUUUUCAUGCGCGACGACGGCUACUGUAUCAACUGCGGAUGCGAUCCGGUCGGUUCGCGAUCGUUGCAGUGCAAUGCCGAAGGGCGGUGCCAGUGCAAACCGGGCGUUACGGGCGAGAAGUGCGAUCGGUGCGACAGUAAUUACUUCAACUUUGGGCCACACGGUUGCCAGCCGUGUAACUGUGACGAGCGUGGCUCGCUGGACAACACACCGUCCUGCGAUCCGGUGACGGGUGUGUGCUCGUGCAAGGAAAACGUCGAGGGACGGCACUGCCGCGAGUGUCGGCUGGGAUACUUCAAUCUGGACGCGGAAAAUAAGUUCGGUUGUACGCCGUGCUUCUGCUACGGGCACACGCUCGAGUGUACGAGUGCUAGCGGGUACUCGAUCGUAUCGACCACCUCCAACUUCAACAAACACAAAGAGAAAUGGACCGCCAUCUCGGACACGGGUUCUCCGGUGGACGUGAAGUACAACUCGCACAGCCAAUCGAUCGGUGUGGGAGCCAAUGGAUAUCGGACGGUGUACUUCCUAGCGCCGGAUCGCUUCCUGGGCGAUCAGCGAGCCUCGUAUAACCGACUGUUCAAGUUCCGGCUGCAGCUCGUGGGACAACCGCGUGUUGAAGUUAGCCCGUACGAUGUGGUGCUUCAGGGCGGUAACAGUAGCAUAUCGUUGCCGAUCUUCGCCCAGAACCAACGCAUGCCGAGUGAGGAAUCGCACGAGUUCGCAUUCCGACUGCACGAAAACCCCGAAUAUACCUGGCACCCGUCAAACUCGGGCCGCGGAUUCAUGUCGAUCCUGAGCAACCUAACCGCGAUCAAGAUCCGUGCCAUCUACGGUGACCAUGGUGAGGCCAUACUGGACGACGUAGAGCUGCAGACGGCACACCGGGGUGCUGCUGGUCGACAGGCAACGUGGAUCGAACAGUGUACCUGCCCGGAGGGCUAUGUGGGACAGUUCUGUGAAUCGUGUGCUCCUGGCUACCGGCACAAUCCGGCACGCGGGGGCCCGUUCAUGCCCUGCGUACCGUGCGAUUGUAACAAACAUGCGGAAAUUUGCGACUCCGAAACGGGACGCUGUAUCUGCCAGCAUAACACGGCGGGCGAUACGUGCGAUCAGUGCGCUAAAGGAUUCUUCGGUAACGCGCUGGGUGGAACGCCGUUCGAUUGUAGAAGGUGCCCCUGUCCGAACAAUGGUGCUUGCAUGCAGAUGGCAGGCGAUACGGUAAUCUGUCUCGAGUGUCCUGUUGGCUAUUUUGGACCUCGUUGUGAGCUGUGCUCUGAUGGAUACUACGGCGACCCAAGCGGUGUAUAUGGAGCGGUGCGAAUGUGCCAGGCAUGUGACUGCAAUGGAAAUGUGGACCCGAAUGCAGUGGGCAAUUGUAACCGCACUACUGGCGAAUGUCUCAAGUGUAUUCACAACACGGGCGGACCACACUGUGACCAGUGUUUGGCAGGCCACUUUGGAGAUCCACUCGCCGAACCGCACGGAAGCUGUGAAGAGUGUAGCUGCUAUCCACGAGGCACGGAACAAACGGAGAAGGGUAUCUCGAUCUGUGACGCCAUCAACGGAAACUGCCACUGUAAGCCUAACGUAAUCGGACGUACGUGCAAUGAAUGCAAGGUCGGCUAUUGGAACAUUGGGUCUGGAAACGGAUGCGAAAGCUGUAAUUGCGAUCCGAUCGGUAGCUACAAUUCGUCCUGCGACAGAUACUCCGGCGAGUGUUUCUGCAAGCCGGGUGUAGUGGGCAAGAAGUGCGACAAGUGUGCUCCAGCACAUUACGGCUUCUCGGAGGAUGGAUGUCAUGCGUGCGAUUGCGAUCCCAGCGGUUCGAAGGGUUCUCAGUGCGACCACUAUGGCCAAUGUCCGUGCAAUGAUAACGUCGAAGGACGUCGGUGUGAUCGCUGCAAGGAGAACAAGUACGAUCGACACCAGGGAUGUUUGGAUUGUCCGGCCUGCUACAAUCUGGUACAAGAUGCCGCAAACGAUCAUCGUGCCAAGUUGGCAGAGUUGAACCAGAUCCUACAGGACAUCCAAUCGAAACCGAUUGUCAUUGAUGACAGUGAGUUUGCUGGAAAGUUGCAUGCAGUACAGGAGAAGAUAGACAUUCUCGUAGAGGAUGCGAAGAGUGGUUCAGGUGGUGGCGAAAAAACGUUGAAUGAAAUACUCCGGGAGCUCGAGGGUCGCCUACAGGAAGUGCAGAAACUGCUGGACAAUGCCGACCAAUCACAGGAGGUUACGAACCACAAGAUCGGCAAAGGAGGCUACAAUGCAACGUUGGCAAAUGGCAAGAUUCAAGACGCACGUCGUCAGUUGGACAGCGCCGUGGAGCUGCUGCAAACGGAGGGCAAUACGGCGCUGGCUCGUGCGAAGGACAUUUCGGGUCAUCUGGGUAACCAGACGAAUCAAAUCAGUGGUAUAUCGCGUGAGGCUCGACAGUACGCUGAUCGGUUCAAGGCGGAAGCUGAUGCCAACAUGAAGCAGGCCCAGGAAGCGCAAAAAAAGGCAUCGGAAGCGUUGAAAAAAGCAAACGACGCGUUCAACCAGCAAGCAAACAUUACCAAGGAGCUCGAUACGAGCAUAUCGAGCGAAAUUGGACAGGCCCGCGAGAAGCUCAACACUGUCUCCAAGCUUACCGAGCAGGCACUGACACGUGCUCGCGAAGUAAACGAUGAAGCACUGACGCUGUUCGCUGCCGUCAAUCGUACCGCACCACCCAACAUCGACAUCGACAAGAUCAAGAAGGAAGCCAACCAGUACAACCGGGAGGCUGAUCGAAUUGCGGACGAUCUUGCUAACAAGAUUCGCGAUCACGCCCAGUUGCUCGAUAGCGUCGUCACAAACAUUGAGCUGGCCGAGACGUUGCUUAACAGGGCUCAGUUACAAAAGGAAGAUGCUAUCGGAGCACUGAAGCAUUUGCAAUUCGCCAAAGAACUGGCGAUUAAAGCCGUGGCUGAGGGUGAUGGUACGUUACAGAAGGCAAACUACACCUACCAAACAUUGGCCGGAUUCAAGAACCAGGUCGAGGAGUCCUCCAAGCGUGCGGAGGAUGCGCUUAAUUUGGUACCGAAUAUUGAGCGGCAGAUCACCAACUCGCGUGACCUUCUGCAGCGUGCAGAAGAGGCUCUUUAUGCUGCAAGUCGCAAUGCAGAAGAUGCACGUAAAAAUGCGCAAACGGCUCAGGAUAAGUAUGCAGAGGAAGCUUCCAAGUUGGCUGAAAAUAUCAAAAAGCGUGCCAAUGCGACGAAGAACACUGCGCGCGAUCUUCACCAUGAAGCAGAUCAGCUGAAUGGUCGCUUGGCCAAGACGGACAACCGAUUAGAGGAACGCGAAGCACAGAUCCGCAAGGAUCUUAAUCUCACGAACGAGGCUAAGGAAAAGGUUGGCCAAGCACAGCUGAAUUCCAAUGAAGCGAAAUCGCAAGUCGACAAAGCGAUGCGCGAGGUCAGCCUCAUCAUGGCGGAGUUGGCCAAUCUGCGGGAGAUCGACGUCAAAAGUUUAGACGAUUUGGAACGUCGUCUUACUGCGGCCGAAAAGGAGCUGGAAGAUGCGCAGCUGACCAAACGACUCAACAGUCUGACCGAAGCUAAAAACAUCCAGAACCAGAAUAUCCGCAGCUAUCUGAAGGAGCUGGCCGAUCUGCGGCUCGAGGUCGUUAACAUCGAGCUAAUAGCGAAAUCACUGCCACCGGGAUGCUUUAAGCGCACGCAUCUGGAACCGUAG